GAAAGAGCAAAUGGGUAGGAGCUUGGAGAAGGAGGAGAAGGUGUUUGAUCUCUCCCUCAUCUAGAGCAAAGAAGUAAAGAUACAGAGUAGAGCAGAAAGAGCAAAUGGGUAGGAGCCCAUGGAGAAGGAGGAGAAGGUGUUUGAUCUCUCCCUCAUCUAGAGCAAAGAAGUAAAGAUACAGAGUAGAGCAGAAAGAGCAAAUGGGUAGGAGCCCAUGUUGUGCCAAAGUGGGACUCAACAGAGGUCCGUGGUCAGCUCAAGAGGAUAGAGUACUUACUAGCUACAUUAAAACCCAUGGAGAAGGGAAAUGGAGAGACCUCCCUCAAAAAGCAGGUUUAAGGAGAUGCGGGAAGAGUUGCAGACUUCGAUGGUUGAACUAUCUGAGGCCAGACAUUAAGAGAGGCAACAUUUCCCAGGAAGAAGAGGAGCUUAUGAUCAAGCUUCAUAAGUUACUUGGUAACAGAUGGUCUCUGAUAGCGGGAAGGCUACCAGGGCGGACAGACAAUGAGAUCAAGAAUUACUGGAACACCUACUUGAGCAAGAAAUUUCAAGGCAAGACAGCACAAAUCCAACUCAAUAAAACUAAAAAUAAGAACACUAAAGAGGUUCCUCAAGCAAAGACACUAGAGAGAACCCAGGUCAUUCGAACUAGAGCAGUAAGGUGCACCAAGGUUGUUCUCCCAUUGCAAGAAGGAAAUAUACAUAUGAACACAAAUAAUCUUGAGCUUGCAUCGGAUGGAAAGAGCUCAGCAUCUUCAUCCACCCAAAGAUUCAUGGAUGACUCUUCGAAUUUUCUCAUGGAUUUUGACAUUGGUGAGCUUUUCAUUUCUGAUGUUCUCAACUCAGAUGUCUUCCAAGCUUGUUGUGAUGGGAUACAGACUACUGAUAAUAAAGGUGGGAAUAAUUCAUCUUCCUCCUCUGAUAAUCUCUUUUCAGUGCAAGAAUAUAAUCUCUUUUCGGUGCAAGAAAUGCUCCAAGAUUCAUCAAACCAAGCAUUGUUUGAACCCAAUGAAGCAUUGGAGCUCCAGAAGCUGUGUUCCUUUCUUGAUUCUGAAGACGAAUGGAUUAAAAAUCAAUGAAGGCUAGAAGACUACCCUUAUGCAAUGCUAUACAUAUUUUAUUUUGCAUAAGAGAUGAACUAUAUAUAAUUCCUGUAUUCCAUGUUUCUACCUCUCUCGUUUGUGGAUUCUAUUGAUGAAUAACUUCAAAUCCCUUCCAAGGGAGGGAUCAGUUCCCAUGCAUGUGGAGAGAAGAAUUACCUCCUUACAUGAGAUCCCACCGUCCAAGAAACAUUUGGGGAUCACGACUCAGAGCAACUAUAUGACCUUUCUCUAUAUUGUAAGCUACAAUGUAUGAGAUUAAGGAUUUGUUAAUAGUUCCUUUGUGUAGCAUUUUAGUAAUAAAGAGCUUGUGAAGGUGGUGCA
Molecule: messenger RNA, 1424 nt
Organism: Macadamia integrifolia
Lineage: Eukaryota; Viridiplantae; Streptophyta; Magnoliopsida; Proteales; Proteaceae
Product: transcription factor MYB1-like
Exons: 3
Coding region: 201-1079 (292 amino acids)
Source: RefSeq, a predicted model, not a curated record